AUGGCACCAACAGACAAAUAUACCGAUCCCAAGUUACGUGAUCAAGUUAAAGAGGAGAUCCAUCGAGGUGAUAAAGGUGGAAAACCAGGCCAAUGGUCUGCAAGAAAGGCGCAAAUGAUGGCUGCGGAGUACAAGAAGCGAGGUGGAAGUUACAACACCUCGAAAGAAGAAGGGCAAAGUGAAACACAAAGGCAUCUCGACCAGUGGACAAAGGAAGAUUGGCAAACUAAAGAGGGAUCUGGCACUGCGAAAAAGGAGAAUGGUACACGCAAACGAUAUUUGCCGAAACAGGCGUGGGAGCAAAUGAGUGACGAUGAGAAGGAAGAAACCGACAAGAAGAAAGUCAACGAGUCUAAGAAGGGAAAGCAAUUCGUGGGAAAUACCUCUAAGGCUAAAUUGGCUAGAAAAGAUGCUAGUCGUGACGCGCGUGGCUCGCAGGAUGAAAGUCAACAUGGUAGUACGGACGAUGCGGAGGAACAUACGCAUAAGCACAACACCCGUGCUAGACAAACGCGCUCGAGCGACCGGAAGAAAAAUACGUCUGAGAAUAAUACACCCAAAAAAGAGGCUAAGGAGAAUGGGGCAAGUAAGCAAGGCGCAGGGAGAAAGCGUAGUGCAGAUCAGUCUAAGAAGCCGAAGAAAAAGACAAAGAACCAACAGCAAGAGGAGGUCGAUGAAGACGAAGAUGAAGAUGAGGGAAAGGAAUGA
Molecule: messenger RNA, 708 nt
Organism: Penicillium angulare
Lineage: Eukaryota; Fungi; Ascomycota; Eurotiomycetes; Eurotiales; Aspergillaceae
Exons: 2
Coding region: 1-708 (235 amino acids)
Source: RefSeq, a predicted model, not a curated record